Molecule: messenger RNA, 1005 nt
Organism: Pelmatolapia mariae (spotted tilapia)
Lineage: Eukaryota; Metazoa; Chordata; Actinopteri; Cichliformes; Cichlidae
Product: protein boule-like
Exons: 11
Coding region: 1-1005 (334 amino acids)
Biological process (GO): positive regulation of translational initiation; 3'-UTR-mediated mRNA stabilization
Cellular component (GO): cytoplasm
Molecular function (GO): mRNA 3'-UTR binding; translation activator activity
Source: RefSeq, a predicted model, not a curated record
AUGGCUAUGGAAGCGGAGAGCCAAAAGAGCAGGGGCAGUUCCUCCCCAAGUGAUGUGCUACUUCCAGAUGAUUAUGCUGACAGCCUGACAGACCACAGCACCACCUUUGGCAACGUGAUCCCCAACAGAAUUUUUGUUGGGGGACUUGACUACAGGGUUAGUGAGCGUGACCUGCGACACAUUUUUUCUCAACACGGCACAGUGAAAGAGGUGAAGAUUGUCUUAGAUCAUUCAGGAGUGUCGAGGGGAUAUGGGUUUGUUACAUUUGAAACCCAAGAAGAUGCUCUGAAAAUAAUCAACAAUACUAAUGGAGUCACUUUCAAAGACAAGAAACUCAGUGUUGGUCCGGCUUUUCGAAAGCAUCAACCUUCAAGUCAAACAAAGAGCACCUCUACAGCCAGCCUUGAACCUGCCAUGCCUCAGCAAACAUCCUAUGGGACCUUCUACCUGACAACAUCCACAGGCUCUCCCUACACUUACCAUAAUGGAGUUGCCUACUUCCACUGCUCCAACAUGAAUACUCCUUCCUACCAGUGGCUUCCGCCAUCUUCGCCGAUGGUCCCCCAUCCUUAUCAGCCUGUGUAUGAGCAACUAUCCAGUCACCACUACCAGUGCGUGCCAAACCAGUAUCAGUGGAAUACCCCCCAGUGGCAGAUGCCAUCCUAUGCAGUCUUGUACCCCCAGCAGUCACAAUAUGUUUACCUGCCUGCUGAUGGAGUUUCUGUUCAGCCACCUGUGUUGUUCAUGGAGGACUCCACAGUGGAGUUUCUUGAGCCAACAGUGCAGCAUGUUUACCCAGUGUAUCCUCAGAGAGCAGAAGAAAUUGCGCCUGCUGUUCUGCAGCAUGACCCUGGAAAGAAUCUGAAGUUUCCACCCUCGUGGGUCCAUCACAAGCCAAGACACCGCCGCCACAUCCACCACAAGGAAUACCACCAUCUGCCAGAAUCAACAGAGCCUCCAGACGCCUCCAUGUUUCACACUCCCCAAACGUCAAAUGUAGGCUAA